AUGGGGACGUUCGGCGUGUUUUGUGCACUACUGCUGCUGAUGCUUGUUGCUAGGGACGCUACAGGCUCGCGCUACCACGACGACGACGACGACGAUGAUUACUAUCUAAAGGGUCGCUAUGAGUGUAAGGUUGUCCGUUUACUAAGCAGGAUCAAACACGAUGACUGGAAAACUGUCUCCUUCCGUGUCGACAAAAUGCGAGUCCUUGACGAGUUCCACGAUGGGACUUCUUGUCGCAAGCGCAACUUCGGGUUCAGUGGCCGGAAAGUGUUCGCCAAAGAUGGUUGUCGAGCUGACUUCGAAGUGUGCUACGAUUCCGACAAGCAUCACCACAAACGUCAUCCUGGACGCUGGCAUCGACAUCACCAUGGACGCUGGCAUGGUCAUAACCACAAAGGUUGGCAUGGUAACCAUCACAAAGGUUGGCAUGGUAACCACCAUAAACGUCGGCACGGUAACCACCAAGUUAGCAAGAAGAUACACCACUACCACCUUCACGGUAACUACUGGAAUCAUGAGCACCGGCCUCACCACAAAGAUUGGCAGUCCAACAAAGAUUGGCAUUUCAACAAAGAUUGGAAGCCUCAAAAAGAUUGGAAUUCCCAAAAAGACUGGAAUUCCAACAAAGAUUAUAAACCUCCAAAAGACUGGAAACCAUAA
Messenger RNA from Candidula unifasciata, 660 nucleotides. The record is from the annotation of a GenBank genome assembly. Lineage: Eukaryota; Metazoa; Mollusca; Gastropoda; Stylommatophora; Geomitridae.